Molecule: messenger RNA, 2986 nt
Organism: Triplophysa dalaica
Lineage: Eukaryota; Metazoa; Chordata; Actinopteri; Cypriniformes; Nemacheilidae
Gene: arhgap28
Product: Rho GTPase activating protein 28
Exons: 14
Coding region: 48-1988 (646 amino acids)
Biological process (GO): regulation of small GTPase mediated signal transduction; regulation of actin filament polymerization; negative regulation of stress fiber assembly
Cellular component (GO): cytoplasm
Molecular function (GO): GTPase activator activity
Source: RefSeq, a predicted model, not a curated record
GAUAGACAGACAGACUCAGUUUCACGCGUGAAUUCAGAUCUGUGUUCAUGAUGGACGGGACGGAUCUUGGCGGUGUGAUUUUAACAGCGUUUCAUUCAUUCAACAUCCACACUGAUGAUCAGCAGAUAUACACAUCGGACAACAGGGUAGCUCAGUAUCAGAGGAUAGCCAGCAUGAGUUUGGCGGGGGCGGCGACCGCCUCGGAGCGCCCCAUGUCCCGGGAUGUGAUGGAGGAUUACUGGAGUGAGAUGAAGAACAUCAAGGAGGACGCUCCGGGACAACACGAGGAGAUGAUGGAGAGAGGGAGCAUGGAUGAGGCGGAGCUUGAGGAGGAGUGGCUUCAGGAGGCGGGGCUCUCCACGCUGGUGUCCGGGACACAGAGCGACGGCCCCACGGAUGCUCUGCUCUCCACGCUCACACACUCACAGGCCGCUAUGGUGAAGAAACAUCUGGAUAACUACACACAGACACUACGCAAGAGAAACAGACAACCCAUGAGACACGUGCGAGACGUGUUCUCCACACCUGACACAUCGUCUGCUGAGCUGACACCUUCAGUUUCUCCAAACGGACAGAUCAGUCACAAACUGCCUCAGUGGAAUCUACCCAAAGCAGCAGCAGCAGCAGCAGCAGCUCAGUCUCAGUGUUCUGUUUCUGAGCGUGAGGUGUCGAGCGGGUCUUCAGAGGUCAUGUUGUUAUCAGUAGAUGUGGCGUACUCAGAGACGGCUCGAGCUCACAGGAGGGCUCGUGAGUGUCAGGACUGCAGGAGGCUUCAGAAAGAUGAUUUACUGAGGUUUCAGGUAAUAAAGCCCAGACAGGGUUUGACUCGAGUGAGUGAUCUGUCCUCUGAAGACAUCAAGAAGAUCGGCUACAUCUCUCUGAUCGAGCUCACCACAUUCUAUGACGUCCUGGGCAUCGAGCUGAAGAGGAACCGCGUGUGGUGGAGUAAAGCUCGAGAGAGCGGAAUAUUCGGUGUUCCUCUCCCCACGCUGCUGGAGAACGACCAAAAGAAAUAUCCGGGCUCCAGAGUUCCUCUUGUUUUUAAGAAGUUGUUGUCUAAACUAGAGCAGACGGGUUUACAGACUGAAGGAAUUCUGAGGGUUCCCGGGUCAGCCGCCAGAGUAAAGCACUUGCGUCAGGAGUUGGAGUUGAAGUUUUAUGAAGAUCGAUUCGACUGGGAUGAAGUUCGUCAGAAUGAUGCUGCGGGUCUGUUGAAGAUGUUCAUCCGUGAGCUGCCGUAUCCUCUGCUGACACAACAACACCUGCCGGCGUUCACCGCUGCUCAGAACAUCACAUCACCUAAACAUCAGAUUCAGGCUCUUCAUCUUCUCAUUAUGCUUCUUCCUGAGGCGAACAGAGACACGCUGAAGGCUCUUCUGGAGUUUCUCAGUAAGGUGGUGGCGUUUGAAGAAAAAAACAGGAUGAGUUUGUGGAAUGUUUCUAUGAUCGUAGCACCGAAUCUCUUCAUCUUCCGGGGGAAGAACGCCCGGCAGGAGGAGAUGCAGGGAGCCGUGGGUUCAGCUCAUCUCGUACGACUGCUCAUUAAACAUCAGGAUCUGCUGUGGACGGUGCCGUGUUUCUUGAUUUCUCACGUCAGAAAGAUGAACGAAGCCGCCACAGACAAGCGAACGCCGACGUCAGAGAAAACCAAACGUAAACUACUGAGGAGGUGGAACAUUGAGAAAGACAAAGACAGAAAUGAGGUCACGGAUCUUCUCGACGGGGUCAUUAAAGUUCAAGCGCCGCUUCAUGCCAAAGUUUCCAUGGCGAUACAGCUGAACAGCGAGAUGAAGGCGAGAGACAUCAUGGCACGGUUUGACGUGGAGAACUCACGAGGAUCACGCAGCGCCGCUCGACGUCACAAACAGUUUCUCUUCGAGGUCGGAGGAAAUAUCGGAGAGCGCUGUCUGGACCCAGACACUUAUUUACUGGACGUUUACGGUGUUAAUCCUCACUGUGAAUGGGUUUUAAAAUCGCUGCCCACCUGAGACGACACGUCAGGACCUCUGAACUCUGCUGCUGAGGUUAUCCAGACGUGAAGCACGUGUGUCUGGAGGUGAAACGGUGUUAUAGUUUAUCUGAAGCGAGCACUGAAGAUCGAUGCUGGUCAUUGAUUUUAUGUGGUGCCAAACCUGAAGCGUGCGUGUUUGUGUACAGAAGAGCAUGUGUACAUAAACAUAUUUAUAACGUUAAUUUAUCCACUAGUGUAUCAUGACAGUUUUCUAUUGUUUCUACACGUUGCAUGUUUCUGAUAGAGCCAUGUGAACAUAUGAUGAGAGAAUCAAAGUCACCAUCAUAGUCCAAACACUAGACCUUUGCAUAAAGCAGAUGAGGUUUGUUUUAUGUUUAUUGCAUGUGACAUAAUUCCUGUUGUAUAGUGUCAUCAUGACUGUAAUGUAAAAGGACUCAGUGGUAAACACUCAGCAAUAUAUCCUAGCAGUAUUUGUUGCUCUGUCUUUAACUGAGAUACAGUGAUGAGAACUAUAAACAAACACUCAAGAGAUGUUUUCAUGACAUUCAGCCCCACAGAUGAAUAUAUUACCUCUUCUGUAUCUAUGCCAAUAUUAAUGUCAACAAGCCAUCAAAUACACACUGAACGCUCAUCUGAAGCCUCUGGAGCUCAGUGACAUUAGGGGACAGACAUGAUUUAUUCAUGAGCAUGAAUCAUGUAGCAGUCUCGUUUUUUACAGAAACAUUGUUAUCAAUAUUGCCAAGUGAUUUUGUGUUGUGCCUAAUGUUUUUGGUUUGUGAUGAGCAAGUGAAAUGAUCCGAUCAUUGAACCGCUGGAUGAUUAGUUACUUGUAAACAUGUGAAGGUCACGCCUCUUUGAGUAUUAUUAUUUCUUAAACAAAAAUCAUGUUGUGAAUAGAGCAGGUGCUCUGUUGUGUAAGCACUACCUUUGGUUUCGUGAAUGUUGUAAUAUUUGGAUCAAGAACAGAUUGUGAAACACUAAUCCAAUUAAAAUGAUAAAACCAUGACAUCAUCA